Messenger RNA from Periconia digitata, 3023 nucleotides. The record is from the annotation of a GenBank genome assembly. NCBI's taxonomy places the organism in Eukaryota, Fungi, Ascomycota, Dothideomycetes, Pleosporales, Periconiaceae.
GCGCAAUUGAGCGUUGCCAGCCACUCGUCCGCACCGCUUCAGUUCGGCCCCCAAUCUGGCAUGGCAUUCUCUUCUUCUUCUCUCCUCGAAUCGCGGAUACCGGCUGUCUGUGCUCUUCGAUCCAUCGAUUGAUUGCUUGCUUGCUUGUACACGGGAAAACAACGGCACCCUUUUUGAUAUCAUUCCCCUCCUCCCGCUGCUCUGCUAUCCCGCCGCUCCCAUACACGCACAACAAAGACAAUUGGUCUUGUUUAUGCUUGAUCAAGUGUAAACAGCAACCAACUCUUUCAUUGCAACAUGUUUCUGCAGCCCGACAGCAGGAAAUCUCGCGGGCGGUCCAAAUCCCCGGCCGGUCGACGACACCGAUCACGCAGUCGGAGCGAUGCGAGCGCGCGCCCCCCCUCGCCCCAACGCGAGGACGAUUACGGCGUCAGCUCAAGAGAGCACCACCAGCAAGGGCCGGGGUAUGGUUUCGGAUACGAGAGUCCUGAUCUCCAUGGCCAUGAGGGGGCUGGAGCUGGUCCUGUAAAUGCCCAUGGUGCCCCGCAGCUGCAGCAGCUGGGUGCUAGGCAGCCAGACCAUCAUCACCAAUAUCACCACCAACAAUCCCAACCGCCAUUCUACGACGCACCACCCCAAGAUCCCGUAACCAUGGGAGGCUAUACCGACCUGCCUCCGGAUCAGCGUCCCGGAUACGCCCAGCAGACCCCUCUAUCUCCCACGCAAUACCCAGGCGUCGCCUAUGCGCAGCAGGGCAACGUGCAGUACUCCAACGCUCAGUACUCGUAUCAGACCGCAACUCCCUCACAACCAGGCGCCUUCACCCGCAACCCUUCCAACGCGACAAACUUCCAGUAUGCUGCCACCCCCGAGAACAUCCGCUUCACCGCGAAGCCCGUCGUGCCCGUCAACCCGCCGCCCCCCAUACGACACACGGCGCAACCCAGCAGCCCGCCAUACCAGAAUGCCCAGCCGCAAUACGCUAUGCAUCCACCUCCUCAGCCAGCUCCCGCUGCCUCUUCUGCCCCCGAGCAGUCGCGGGGUUACCCUCCACCGCCCAUGGGCCGUCAUUCACCGCAGACGAGCAGUCAUCGACCCAGUCAUCACCGCGCCGCAUCGCAUAACGGCCCGCCGACUCAAUAUGGAGAGCACAAAGUGGUGGAGAUAGUUCCAGGUGGUUCAAUGGGCAAGCCUCCGCCAUCGCCUGGUAUGCGCCCGCACAGCUUGUCGGUGGGUGGAGGAGGUCGCGACGGGCUGUCGCAGCGUAUGGAUCGGCUUUCUGUCAGCGGCAAUAGGCCCGACAUCCACACCAUUGUGCCUGGCGGCAUGCCUGGCGGGUUCCCCAGCGGCGGCGCAAUCCCUCCCAGUCCCAUGCUCGAAGCAUACCACGGGACGUAUCAGUCCAUUUCGCCGAUGCCCCAGGCCAAGAUGUUCGACGAUGACUUGGACCAUCUUCAGCCUCUCGACAGUUACUCGCCGCGCGCAUCGAGCACGUCACUCAAGGGCAGCCGUCGCCGUACAAAGUCCACCUCGAAACGGUCCCCGAGUCCCUCCCGCAAAAAGCUCUCGCGCCUCGAAGAAGAUCGAAUGGCCCUGCAAACCUACGGCAGCAUCCGCGACGUCCGCGGCCACGAAAAAGACAAAGGCCGCGACCGAGACCGCGAGCGCGAAAAGGAACGCGAGAAGGAAAAACGCCGCGUCAAAAUCUACGACGCCGAAGAAGACGCGCGCGACCUCGUCGAGGCCCUCUCAGGCCGCAACCUUGACACCGAAACCGUCAUCGACAUCAUCCCCGCCCUCUCGCACGACCAGAUCCUCGAGCUCCGCACCGAAUACAAACGCCACUGCAAAAUCCAGGGCCGCGGCAUCAACAUCGCAAAACACAUCAAACUCAAGACGUCGGGCAACUUUGGCAAAAUCGCAUACGUGACGGCGCUGGGGCGCUACGAGAGCGAAGGCUACUGGGCAAACUACUGGUACCAAUCCAACAGCGCGCGCCGCGAGCUCCUCAUCGAAUCCCUCAUGGGGCGCCAGAACCACGAAAUGCGCGAGAUCCUGCGCGCCUUCAGGGAUAAACGCUACAGCGACAGCCUCGUGCGGUGCAUGGAGAAGGAGCUCAAGGGCGACAAGUUCCGCAACGCCGUGCUCGAUGCCCUGAGGGCUGAGCGCCAGGAGGAGAGCGACGUCUGGGACCCCGAGUACCGCAACCGCGAUGUCGAUGUCCUGCACAAAGCGCUGCGGGCGCGCGAAGGCGGCGAGAGCACAGUCCUCAACGUAGUCGUAAUGCGGAGCGACGCGCACCUGCGCGAAGUGCUGCGCACGUACGAACGGAAAUACGGGGGCAACUUCGCCCGCGAUGCGCUGAGAAAGAGCAAUAACCUCGUUGGCGAAGUAAUAGCGCACAUCCUAAACGGCGUCAUCAACCGCCCCGCCCGCGACGCAAUGCUCCUGCACCACGCCCUCAUGGACCUCAUCGAGCCCGUCUCCCCUCCCCACCCUUCCUCCUCUUCUUCUUCCACCAAACUCCCCUCUUCUGCGCCAAUGUCCAAGCACGAGCGCCAGCAGCGCUCCGAACUCCUCAUCAGCCGCCUCGUCCGCCUCCAUUGGGACCGUCUGCAUCUCGGUCGCGUCAAGGCUGAGUACGAGGAGAAACACGGUAAGCUGCUUGAGGAGGACAUCGAGGAGGCGUGUCGCGGUGCGGAUUUUAGGGAGUUUUGUAUUGCUGUUUGUCAGGUUUAGCGGGAUCCUGGGGUUAGGUUAGCGAGCGGGUGUCUAUAAAAGACAGAAUUGGAGAGGAGGCGUGAGAAGAUGAGCGAGGUGGAAUCAAGUCGGAGGAUAUGAAAAUGGAGGACCCUUUUUUUUUGUUGUCUGUUUUUUCCAUCAUCUUUUCUUGUUUUUUGUUUGGUUUGGUUUGACAUUGGUCUUAGGAUAGUUGAUAUAUACCCGCCUCUACUGCCACCACUUCUAUAGCCGCUAAAACUAUAUACCCUUUUUUUUCUUUCUUCUUCUUCUAUAGUUUCUAA